Aedes albopictus (Asian tiger mosquito) is the source of this 652-nucleotide messenger RNA. RefSeq lists its product as uncharacterized. Gene Ontology annotation, biological process: negative regulation of biosynthetic process. The record is from RefSeq and is a predicted model, not a curated record. Lineage: Eukaryota; Metazoa; Arthropoda; Insecta; Diptera; Culicidae.
AGAACGUCGUCAUUAGAUUGAUGUUCAUUCUUCGUGAUACGAAGACGGAAAACGGACGCACCAAGUCUCGACGUCUCGCGGUUCAAGGCUGCAAAAAUCGGAAAAUCGAUCGUUCGGUUCGGAAAAUUCCGGUAGAGCGGUGGAAAAUUUGCUGUUCUGUUUGUGCAACUAGGUGUGAUUGUGUGGAGGUUUAAAAUUUUAGGAAUAAAUUACGUGUUUCGGUAGCAGAAACUUCGCUGAAUUUGGUUGGCUUUCUUCGGACUAUGCCACCAAUCGUCGCCUGAUUCAUCAAAUCCCAGGUACUCGGAUACCGCGUGGUUGCCUCUUCAUCGACCGCGGUCAAACAGGACUACAACGAGUAUAUGUGGACUAUGCGCAAGGAGUUUCACGACCCGGAACCAUUCGUCAGCGAAACAUCGUCGGCCAUCGUCGAGCGCGAGAACCUGGCCAACUUUGGCCGCGAGCUUUCGCCACCGAAGUCGACCAACGGAGUCAAAGCCCACAGCAAACAGCAAAGCAAUGGAUCCGCAUCUCCACCACGACCAGCAGCACGGAGAUCAUCAUCAUCAACAGCAGUGCAACUGCAGUAAGACAACCACCGCAUCGCAAUCGUUGGACGAGCUGGAGUUUGAACGAGGGAUUUGGACGGCUG